AAUCUUUACAGAGAUAACUUUGGACAAAAGAUGUAGACACUCACGGUGAACAUAAAUACAUCAUCUUAACUCUCUCUUACCGCUUUCCUCUUAACAUUUUAUCUUUUGAUCGAAUGAUCUCUCCCCCUUUUCAACACCAAUACAAAAAAAGCUCCAAAACUUUUCAGUUAAAUUUCUCCGGCGGGUUUGAAUCUAUGUGAAGUAAAAGGAGCACAAAGCUACAGUUUCUGGAAGACAUUUAAUUUUCAGGUUUUUGUCCAGCUACAACAAUUGUUAUUUAUUUUUUUCAAGAUUUUGAGGAAUAUGUCUUUUUGGAUGAUUUAAUAGAGACUUUUUAUAUUUUUUUGACUUGUAUAGUUGCUUGUUUCUAAGAUGUUAUUCCAUAGUAAAUUUGUUGUUUAAUUGUUUUCGUUUCAUCUUCAACUCUAAUCAUGAUCUGUUGUCCGAUCUACUUUGACAAACAGUCUGUUUAAAUAUUUGCAGACCUUCAAGUUAUAAUAUAUUUCUAUGUAUAAGUUGGGUAAAACAUGAAAGGAAGUGGUCCUCUGUAAUAGAGUGAUAUUAAGAUAAAAGAUUAAACUCUAAACUGUUUUUGCACAGCCGGAAUAAGUUCCACAGAAGAUAACAACGUUUCAUAACAAUAUGAAGUAUAUGUUGUUGAUAAGUUCGCUUUAAGGGAAAACGAGUGGGGUAUGAUACUUUCCUCUUUUGGAAGUGGAACCUUUAUUGAACUGAGUAAUUAUUAGUUUUGUUCAUUGCUAAAUUUGGUAUCGCUUGUCGCUGUCACGAUAAGGACCGUUCUGCUUUGUUUUCAAGUGGGCCGACUUCAAUACCAUUUGAUUCUUCUUUUUCCCUGUAAACAUUUUAAAUGCUUCGCAUCUGUAAAUCACCACUACCUUACCCGUUCACAACUAAAUUUAUCUUUUAUUCAUUGCAGUAACUUUUCAUUACAUAAGUUUAAAAACAGUGACUCUGAUUAUGUAAUAUGAAUACACCGUUUUAUAGAAUCCAGAUGAGGUGGCAGAUUCAUAAAUCAUAAUAAUCUUGAUGCUGUGUUAUAUGCAGCUGGUAAAUGGUAGGUAGAGAGACAAAGAUGAUGCCUGAGCGAGAAGUACAAAAUGGAGGAGGUGGAGAGAAUCAUCCGUUUACUUCAUUGGGAAGACAGUCAUCAAUCUACUCAUUGACCCUAGACGAGUUCCAACACGCUCUCUGUGAGAACGGCAAGAACUUCGGGUCCAUGAACAUGGACGAGUUUCUCGUCUCUAUUUGGAACGCUGAGGAGAAUAACAAUAACAAUCAUCAAUCAGCCGCAACAGUCGCAGCUUCUCACUCCGUUCCGCCGAGUCGUAACGAUUUCAACAACAACAACAAUGGUGGAGGUGAGAGUGGAGCCUUUGGUGGUGGUUCUUCAGGUAACCAAAGGGAUAAUAAGAGGCCAGGGAUAGCGAAGCAGAAGAGUCUUCCACGACAAGGCUCGUUGACACUUCCAGCUCCGCUUUGUAGGAAGACUGUUGAUGAGGUUUGGUCUGAGAUACAUAAAGGAGGAGGUAGUGGCGGUGGAGAUAGAAAUGGAGGUAGUAAUAGUAGUAGUAAGGGUCAGAACAAUGCUCAUAAAGGCGGUGGUGGUGGUGAGAGUGCGGCUAGGCAACCAACAUUUGGGGAGAUGACGCUUGAGGAUUUCUUGGUGAAGGCUGGUGUGGUUAGAGAACAUCCCACUAACCCUAAACCUAUUCUGAACCCGACCCCAUCUAGUGUUAUACCUGCUGCGUCUACGCAGCAGCAACAGCUCUACGGCGUGUUUCAAGGAACAGGAGGAGGAGGGUACAAUCAUCAGGCACCACCUGUUCAACCAGGUGUUUGCUAUGGCGGUGGUGGUGGUGGGUUUGGAGCAAGUGGACAGCAAAUGGCGAUGGUGGGACCGUUAAGUCCGGUGUCUUCAGACGGGUUAGGACAUGGACAAGUGGAUAACAUAGGAGGAGGACAGUAUGGAGUUGAUAUGGGAGGGUUAAGGGGAAGGAAGAGAGUAGUUGAUGGUCCGGUAGAGAAGGUAGUUGAGAGAAGGCAGAGGAGGAUGAUCAAGAACCGUGAGUCUGCUGCUAGGUCUAGAGCAAGAAAGCAGGCAUAUACAGUGGAGUUGGAAGCAGAACUGAACCAGUUGAAAGAAGAGAACGCUCAGCUAAAACAUGCAUUGGGGGAGUUGGAGAGGAAAAGGAAGCAACAGUAUUUUGAGAGUUUGAAGACGAGAGCACAACCAAAGUUACCGAAAGCAAUCGGGAGGUUGCGGACAUUGGUGAGGAAUCCAAGUUGUCCGCUCUGAACAAACAAACAAACAGUAGGAGACAAAGAAGACUAGUUGGUUUUGUUUUGUCAUGAGGCAUAGAGAUAAACAAAUCUUUACCUUGAUGUUUUUCUGUGUUGGUAGGUGGUACACAAUCUGAAAUCUUCUUUACUUAUGUUCCAUGUCAACAAGAAAGUGAUUCUCUGUUUCAACGUUAUGAAUCUUUGGAGUAUUAAUAUAGCAAAUGUUCUGUUACUAGUUUCA
Raphanus sativus (radish) is the source of this 2542-nucleotide messenger RNA. Its product is annotated as protein ABSCISIC ACID-INSENSITIVE 5. The coding region runs from base 1073 to 2317 and encodes 414 amino acids. Gene Ontology annotation, cellular component: nucleus. The record is from RefSeq and is a predicted model, not a curated record. The transcript is spliced from 4 exons. Gene Ontology annotation, molecular function: DNA-binding transcription factor activity. Gene Ontology annotation, biological process: positive regulation of DNA-templated transcription. Lineage: Eukaryota; Viridiplantae; Streptophyta; Magnoliopsida; Brassicales; Brassicaceae.